AGGAGGGGGUACGACUGACGAGACUUGUCCUAGGCUGGAUACCUAUCCGUGACCGGAGAAAGGACUUUCUGCCCCAAACCAGACAUGAUGCGUAUUCCCUAACACAGCGAAUGGAUUUAAUUAGCUCUCGAUAAGGAUGGAGGACGAUCUGGUAUCUGAAGAUGACAUUUUGCUGCGCUCGGAGAAGGAGUUUCAUGACGCGGCGAAGAGGAAUGAUACGGAGCGCAUGCAGGAGCUGAUGAAGAAAGGAGUGGACAUCACGGCUAAGAACAAACUGGACAGGAAGGCGCUCCAUUGGGCGGCCGGAGCAGGAAGUGAAGAGGCCUUGAAGCUGCUACUGGAACACGACACGGAGGUGGACGAUGCAGACAGCUUUGGCAUGACUGCUCUUCUCCUGGCCUCCUGGUUUGGACAUCUGAAGAUUCUGCAGACGCUGGUGGCCGCAGGGGCCAAGCUGAACGCUGAAAACAAGGAUGGGUUGAAGCUUCUCCACUGUGCUUCUCAGCGUGGUCACAUCCACGUGCUGGAGUACAUCAUGGAGGACCUGGAGGACACCAGACUGGACGCAGUGGACAAGAGUGGUAAGACAGCGCUCCACCUGGCUGCAGAGCAUGGACAACUGGGGGUGGUGGACUUCCUAAUCGGGAUGGGCUGCACACACACACUCAAGGACAAGGAGGAGAAUGCAGUUCAGCAUUUGGCCUCUAGAGGGGGGCAUCCAGAGGUUCUGCAGAAGACCAUGGACAUCGCUGAGGACAUCGAUGACAAAAACAUUGAUGGCUUGACAGCGCUGCAUGUAGCUGUGAUGGGGCAGCACUAUGAGUGUGUCAAGCUGCUACUGGAUGCUGGCUGCAACGUCAACGCACUAACAAAUAGGGGUGUGAAUGCUCUGUACUUUGCAGCCCAACAGGGUUUCUCCAGAGAGGCCCAGCUGUUACUAGAGGCAGGCAGCCACUCCAACACAGUAGACAACCUCCAGUUGACUGCCCCUCUCCACUUGGCGGUGUUGAAUAACCACUCAGAGAUCGUCAAGUUACUAGUGGAUGCUGAGUGUGAGCUGGAUAUUCCAGAUAAGCGGCAGCAGACGGCAUUGCACAUUGCUGCUGAACACGGCAGGCAAGCCAUGGCCGAAAUGAUCCUGCUCGCCGGAGUCAACCUCAAACUGCUCGACAAGCAGGGGAAGAGUUGUCUGGAUGUGGCUGCCAGAGCUAACCAUGUGAACCUGGUGGACAUGAUCAUCAAAGCGGACCGCUUCUACAAAUGGGAGAAGGACCAGUUAGCUAAUGAGGUGUGUGAUCCUCUAGCGGGCCGAGUGCUGACGUUCAGACAGGACCACCGACCGGAGACGGCACACCUCAGAUCUGUACUGUGGAGACUAGCCACCAGGUAUCUGGGUGUGGGGGAGUGGAAGCUUCUUGCAGACAUAUGGGGCUUCACCGACGCACACAUGCUCGCUAUCGAACAGCAGUGGACAGGCAGUAAGAGCUAUAAAGAGCACGGCCAUCGGAUGUUGCUGAUCUGGCUUCACGGGGUGAUGGUUGCCGGGGACAACCCCAUCAAGGGACUCUACGAGGGACUGGUGGACAUCGAGAGACUGGACCUAGCAGAGAGUGUGCGUCAGAAGGCCAAUGCAGACCCGGACUCUCCAAAGAAGUGCAAUGCCAUGUAAUACACACGAAGCUGGGAACACUACUGUACCACAGCCAGACCUUUUAUUUCAAUUAUUUAUUUUCUUAAACCUUAAACACCUUUUUUAUUUUUAUUUUUUUACUGCAAAGUGGAAGCACCCCACAUAAAGCACAAUAUGACACAUAGAGACACAUGCAGUGGGGAACAUCGGGAUGCAGAACCUACCUUUUUAAUUUACUUUUUUAUACCGUUAGCUGUUUAAAUGUAUUUUAUCUUUUUUUACCAAGUCAAAGUAUCCCACAUCAAGCACAAUAUUUGCACACUUUUAUUUACAUGUCCUAUAUACAGUAUAGCUGCAUAUCAGUUAAAAUGAAAGAUCUGGUGCAACAGGGAUGUCUUCUGUUUUGGCGUAUUUAUUCGUUAAACAGUGCAUUAAGACAAUGCAUUUUCAUCAGAGUCCAAUAGCUGCAUAUUAUUCUUCUUUUUACGCCUCAGCACCUUUUUAUUUAUUGUUUUGGGGUUUUUUGUCCAAAAAGUACCCCACACUAAGCACAAUAUUUACACACAGUGUAAACUCAAGCACUUAAGUGACACUACUGUAAACUGUCUGUUUGUUUGGGCUUUCCCUACCUUAAAGAAACAUAAUGAAAUAUGUGACGUCUGUGGUGUAGAAUAGAAAAUGUGAUCACCUGGGACUUUUUUGAUACUUAAAGCGAUACUGCACCAUUUCUGGCAAUAAGCUUAUUUUAUACCUCCCCUUCAGUUAAAAGACUGAGUUUGGCAAUGCAAUGCAAAUUCUACCUCCAAGCUAGCAAACACUCACUGAAUAACUGAAUCUUAUGGGCCCAGCUCGCAACUAGUUGGACCAAUAAUAUUCAAGCAUAAUUGCUAUAGCUUGGAACUAGACUUAAUAUCACCAGUCUAGGAGAACGGCUGAAAGAACACAUAAAGGGUAAAGGUCCAUUAUUUGACUCAAUGGAGAGGUGUAAAAUGGGCUUAUAUCCAAAAAAUGGUGCAGUAUCGCUUUAACUGCAUUUCUCUGUACUACUGAUGGAUGCUAUUGGUGAUGUGUACAGUACCAUAUGUUUUUGUAACCGUUUUUGUAGAUUUUAUACAUUGGUGUCUAGUACAGCAGUAAUGUAUGCCUUGUACACUACAUUAGGCCGGUGGCAUUGUGGGGAUGUUUCUUUAACAGAAGGAUGUGAAGUGUGACCAUGGGUGCAUCCCAAUAUGUGACCUUGCCUCCUCCACUUGUGCUUGUCUCCUCGUCCCGCCUCCUGGCCCCUCCUCCGUGGCGUAAACGAUAAAGUUUCCCAGCUGUCAGCCUCGCCACAACAACUUUUGAGGGACUGUUUUUCAUUCACCAUCCCAAUUGCAAAUGAGAAAAAGACUUUACAAUUGAGCUUUUGCAAGAUAUUGAAAAAUAAUGCUGUUGUCAGUGAUGUCAUCAUGACGAGAAGCAAGUGGAGGAGGCAAGUGGAGGAGGCAAGGUCACAUAUUAAAAUGCACUCCAUGGGUCCAUCUCAUUACCCCCUGUCCUCAUCUUGUGCUUGUGGCGUUGUGCUUUGCUUACACCUUGACUCCGUGGAGUAAACAAUAAAGUUUCCCUACAGUCAGCCUGGGCACACCAACUUGAGGGGAAUUUUUCCCAUUCAACAUCCCGAUUGCAAAUGAGAUAUUGAAUUAAACUUCCAUAGUUAAUGACGCCUUGCCUCACAAAGCCACUAGAAAUGACAUCUUGCCAUAAGAAGGCCACUAGCAAAAGGAGAGGACACGAGGUUACAUAAUGAGUUGGACCCCAAGUACUUUGCUGUGAUGAGGUGAAGAGGAAGUGUCCGCUGAGAACUAUUGGAGAAACACUACAGUGAAUCAAUUACAAAUAUUUUGUAUCUUCUUUUCUUUUGCAUGGGGAAUGGGUCAGCAUGAUGUUCACAUGUGUACUAUUGUACAGUAUUUAUGCUUAAAUAUUGGUCUAUAGCCUGUAAAAAUGCUUGUAUGCAAGCUGUAUUGUUUUAAUUUAAAAACAAAGUGCACAAAUUUCCCAAAAAUGUAUGCAGGUGCCAAAUCAAAAAAAU
Molecule: messenger RNA, 3704 nt
Organism: Engraulis encrasicolus (European anchovy)
Lineage: Eukaryota; Metazoa; Chordata; Actinopteri; Clupeiformes; Engraulidae
Gene: ankdd1a
Product: ankyrin repeat and death domain containing 1A
Exons: 16
Coding region: 137-1669 (510 amino acids)
Biological process (GO): signal transduction
Molecular function (GO): protein binding
Source: RefSeq, a predicted model, not a curated record